This is a messenger RNA of Labrus bergylta (ballan wrasse), 1825 nucleotides long. NCBI's taxonomy places the organism in Eukaryota, Metazoa, Chordata, Actinopteri, Labriformes, Labridae. The record is from RefSeq and is a predicted model, not a curated record.
GUGGCGCUGCUCGUGGCCUUCCUGUGCGUCCGCUGCGCCCGGGGCUGGCCCAGCUGGGCAGCCUUCCAGUACUUUGAGGUGGUGUCUCUGUGGUUCCUCAUCGCGCUCCUCAUCUUCUUCCUCAUGCACCUCUUCAGACUGCAGGGCAGGAUGCCCUGCAUCAACUGGCCUCUGACGGAGUUCUUCCAUUACUCCGUCGGGACCGUCCUCAUCCUCAUCGCCUCCAUCAUCGCAGCCGUGAAGAGCGGAGGAGUGUCUGCGUUGGUGGUCGCCUCGGUGUUCGGCUUCAUAGCCACGUUUCUGAUGGCCGUUAGUUUGUGGACGACUUACAGUGUGACCUGUGGCGUUCAUCAGACCGGAGCAGCGGUGUAAAGGAUCCAGACGGCUGUGUGGGCAGUUUGCUGUGUCCUGCUCUUUUUUCUGCCCGGCAACAACCUGGAGAGUCAAACCUGAUUGGAUUAUUAUUCUACGUCAGAGGUAACAGCUGAUCCAGGACCAGCCCGUCACAUUUUCAACAAUCUGAAACGUAAACACCCCGACGAUCGUCACGGCGACGGCCUGAGAGGACUGUAGUUCCACUCCGACGUCCAGACUCCAUUUUGUUUUCUGUCCUGUUGAAGGUGCUCAGUGUCACAUUUUACACAUCGCCGUGUCGGGGGAAACAUUUCUUAGAAUCAGAGUUAACGAGUUUCCCUGCGACACAAACAAUCAGUCACAUGGUAUCAAUGUAAUGACUACAUUUCCCAUAAUCCUUGCUGCUCCCCGCCCUGACUCUCCUCUCUGUCUCCUCCCACCGUCUGCUGUUCUUGCUCUUCAAGAAGUUCCCGCUGUGUCUCUGUGUUGCGUCUUUGAAACACGUUUACAAAGUUAGCUUCAUUUGUUUUAUCUUCCAUUCCAACUUUUUCUUAUUCUACUUUAAAUAUUCCUCGAGCUCAGUCGAAGCAGUCUGGACCACUUUUAAAAAAUAUCACUUUUCUUAAAACCGCCAAAAACACACCGUGCACAGUAACGCCCUGUUAGCUUGGUGUGCUAAUGUCUGUUAGCACACUCAAAUACUAGCGCUGUUCACAUGUCAACAUUUAAGUGUGCUCAUAAACAUGAACAAGCUAAUAAAACAACACGCAUGCUAAUGACUUUGUUAGCAUGCUAAAGCAUUUCUCAGGGCUAAAACUAAUGUGUGCUAAAAUACGAUAGCAUGCUAAAUCAAUGAAAUGCAAAACAUGAGCAUGCUAACAAUGCAAAACAAACAGAAACAAAAAAAGAAGAAAAAGUGCUCAGUGUUUAAAUUCUGUCUCCGAUCAGGCUCGUUGGUUUCGGCUCUGCACACGAGAUCUCCCAAAAAAUACAGAAGAGCAGAAACAUCCUCAAACUGGAGUUUAUCUGCUUUUACUUUGAAAGAGCUACUUCUUCCUUCAUGUGGGUGAAACAGCCCCGAGAUGAAAAUCAGUUUACAAAUCAGCAGCCAUGAGUUCAGACUGUUUGCAUCAUUUAUUACCGUUUACAACGUGUUGUUUAGGACCUACACGACUGUCCUUGGUGCUCUGAAGAACAAACACAAAGGAUUUAAAUCAAAUCUUUAUUUCACACACUCUGAAAGCACAUCAGUGACAGUUUGAAAAACGAUACUUAAAGGAGGCAGGGACUCCGUUAAGAGGGCAACAAGGUCCAGAAAACUACAGGGGAGGAAAUCUGUUUACACAGAGUCAAACAUCAAAUAUGCACAGAUAUCAAUACAGCCAACCAGAACCAAUUAAAGGUCACAUCUCCUCCUCCUCCUCUUCAGUUUAAAUAAGUCUCAGAGCUCCUCAAAACAUGUGUGUGAAGU